UUGGUGAAAGUCCAUUCGGGCAGAUUUUCGGAGAAAAGAGCACACAGACCGCUCAGGAGCGUUCCUUCAUUUUAUAGAUGUAGUAUUGAGCACAAGAAUGGAUGCAAAAGAGUCCGAAAGAAGAAUUUCUCCUCUGAAAAACUUUGUGGCUGGAGGGGUUGGUGGCGUCUGUCUCUUAUUCGUUGGACACCCGCUCGACACUAUCAAGGUCCGUCUACAAACACAGUCAUGUGUUCUCUACAGAGGAACCUUUGACUGCUUCCGAAAGACAGUGUCCAAAGAGGGAAUAUUUGGCCUGUAUAAAGGGAUGGGGGCUCCAUUGGCUGGUGUGACCCCAAUGAUGGCGAUGAAUUUCUUUGGCUUUGGGCUGGGUAAAGACCUUCUGCAGCGUGACCCCUCUGUUCCACUCACGUACGCACAGAUCUACCUAGCAGGGAUGCUGGCAGGAGUCUUCACCACUGUGAUCGUGGCUCCAGGAGAGCGAGUCAAGUGUUUACUGCAGAUCCAGUCCUCAGCUGGUCAGCUGAAGUACACUGGACCUGUGAACUGUGCACUCACACUGUAUAGGGAGCAUGGAAUCUGCAGUGUUUAUAAGGGCACUGUGCUUACUCUUAUUAGAGAUGUGCCUUCAAAUGGUUUAUACUUUCUAACAUACGAGUACUUAAAAAACGCUUUGACCCCUGAAGGAGAGAGUGUUCAUGAUCUCAGCACAUCCAGAGUUCUGCUGGCAGGAGGGAUAGCUGGCAUGUCCAACUGGCUGAUAGCUCUGCCUGCAGAUGUGCUUAAGUCCAACUACCAAACAGCCGCUGAUGGCCGUUACAGAGGUUUAGGGGAUGUGUUACCAACUCUGUUACGAGAGGAAGGGGCUCGUGGUCUGUAUAAAGGCUUAAGCGCAGUCAUGUUGCGAGCAUUUCCAGCCAAUGCGGCUUGUUUUCUAGGCUUCGAGGUUGCGCUAAAGUGCUUGAACUACGCUGCUCCAAACUGGUGAUUUCACUAUAACAACUGACAAGGGCUUUUAUUUUAAAGUAUUUUCUAAUUUUUGUAUGUAGGCAUUGUCCUCACUCCAUCCUUUUUGGUAUUGUUUAAAACAGUGUCAUUAUCUUUUUUGUUUCCUUCAUCUCGAGCAAGUGUCAGACCAACAGAAAUACUUAAGAAAAUGAUGACAGAAUUA
This is a messenger RNA of Xyrauchen texanus (razorback sucker), 1171 nucleotides long. Its product is annotated as mitochondrial carnitine/acylcarnitine carrier protein. Gene Ontology annotation, molecular function: O-acyl-L-carnitine transmembrane transporter activity. Lineage: Eukaryota; Metazoa; Chordata; Actinopteri; Cypriniformes; Catostomidae. Gene Ontology annotation, cellular component: mitochondrial envelope. The transcript is spliced from 9 exons. Bases 98 to 988 code for a protein of 296 amino acids. Gene Ontology annotation, biological process: carnitine transmembrane transport; mitochondrial transport. The record is from RefSeq and is a predicted model, not a curated record.